CUCCCCCUGAGGGCCACAGGGUCCAGAAAGGGCACAGCCACCACCCAGAGCAGACCAGCCAGCUGAAUAGUGUUGGUGCACCGGGCGGCAAGCCCAGGAACAGAUGGGCCUGGCAAUGGAGCACGGGAGCCCCUACUCCAGGGCUGGGGGCAGCCAGCGUGACUGCUGGUAUUACCUGCGCUAUUUCUUCCUCUUCGUCUCGCUUAUCCAGUUCCUCAUCAUCCUGGGCCUUGUACUCUUCAUGGUCUACGGUAACGUGCACGUGAGCACCGAGUCCAACCUGCAGGCCACCGAGCGCCGAGCCGAGGGCCUGUACAACCAGGUCGUGGGGCUCGCGGCCAGCCAGGCCAACCUGUCCAAGGAGCUUAACAUCACUGCCCGGGCCAAGGACGCCAUCGUGCAGAUGCUGCAGAACGCCCGCCGCGACCUGGACCGGAUCAACGCCAGCUUCCGCCAGUGCCAGAUAGUCCACGCGAACAAUGAGAGGUACGCGGCUGCCAUCAUCCUGAAUGAGAAACAAUGCCAAGAACAAUUCAAGGAGACUAACAAGAGCUGCAACGCCUUGACCCUCAUGCUGACCGAGAAGACCAAGACGCUAGAGGUGGAGUUGGCCAAGGAGAAGGCGGUAUGCACCAAAGACAAGGAGAGUCUGGCGCUGAGCAAGCGGGUGAUGGAGGAGCAGCUGGCCGAGUGCAACAAGGCCCGGGAGCAGCAGCGGCAGGAGCGACGGCUGGCCGAGGAUCGGCUGCAGAAGGUGCAGUCCCUCUGCCUCUCUCUGGACAAGAACAAGCUUGAGACUGACAUGAUCCACCUCUGGAGGGAUUCCAUCAUCCCGCGCGUUCUGAAUAAACCGGGCUACGAUGUAUACCAUUCCUUCAGCCCGGAUAUAGACGCCGCCCGGAGAAGCUGUGACAACAUGCCUCUCCUCAUGAGCGCCAAGGUGGAGGAUCUGGCCCGGAACUUGCGGGCUGGCAUCGACGGUGUGGCCCGUGAGAACUCAGACCUCCAGCGCCAAAAGCAGGAGGUUGAGCAGAGCCUGAGGGCCAGUCAGGAGGCCAAGGAGAAGAUGGAGAAGGAGGCCCAGGCCCGGGAGGUCAAGCUCCAGGCCGAGUGUGCCCGGCAGACCCAGCUAUUGCUGGAAGAGAAGGCAGCACUGCGGAAAGAGCGAGACAACUUGGCCAAGGAGCUAGAGGAGAAGAAGCGGGAGGCCGAGUAUCUCAAGAACGAUCUAGCUGUCUGCCGCUCAAAUUUGGAUGAUUGCAGAAAGGCCAAGUUACAGCCGAUGCUUGUGCCAAGACCUUUUGGCCCUGCCCCCAACAUCCAACCCAUUGACACACGUGACCUGGAGGAAUUCAAGAAGAGGAUCCUAGAGUCCCAGCGGCUUACUGCAAGCAACUCAGUCCUAUCCAGUGGCUGAGGAGGCUCUGGGCCCCAAGGACUGAAGGGUGACCCUGACUUGCUGAUCUGCAGACCUGGUGCAGCGAGACGCCACAGGACGAGAAGCAGCCAGGGCGGCAGUCAGGCGAUAACCCACACGUGUACCACAGUGGGCACCCUCGGCCUGCGCCCCACGCCCCACCCAUCCCAUACCUCCUGAUACUCUCACAGCCCCACACCCGCACCACACAGUCCUCCACCCACAGCUGCCACAAUGACAUCCCAGAGACACAGAAACGAUGUCACACAGAAGCGGUGACAACAUGACACACACACUUCUGCCCAACCCUCGCCCAACGUCACACGCCUCUAUGCACAGGCCAAGGCACCCACAGCACCCCCUCACACCCCUGUGCCCUCAUCUGCACACCUGUGCUGCCACCCCCUCCUCCUCUGAGUCCCUUAUCUCCGGGUGCUUCCUCACCGCCAGUGCUAAUGGCCUGGGAGAUGAGAACAGAAAGAUAUUCAACUCUGUCCCUGGGAGUUUGCAGGCCACCUCUGUGUCAGGGAGCAUCUGGCCCCAGGGUGAGUGUAGCCCACCGGCCCCUCAUAGCCAGUGAAGGCACUGAUUCUUCACUCCCUCUCUCCAGACCCAGCCCUGCCUGUGAUCCCUGUAAACGUUAGGCACUAAAUAAAUGUUAUCGAUCCUUUCAAAGACA
Rhinolophus ferrumequinum (greater horseshoe bat) is the source of this 2096-nucleotide messenger RNA. It is a transcript of the gene PLVAP, whose product is annotated as plasmalemma vesicle associated protein. Gene Ontology annotation, cellular component: caveola. Gene Ontology annotation, biological process: regulation of vascular permeability; positive regulation of cellular extravasation. Bases 104 to 1417 code for a protein of 437 amino acids. NCBI's taxonomy places the organism in Eukaryota, Metazoa, Chordata, Mammalia, Chiroptera, Rhinolophidae. The record is from RefSeq and is a predicted model, not a curated record. The transcript has 6 exons.